This is a messenger RNA of Pangasianodon hypophthalmus (striped catfish), 3871 nucleotides long. It is a transcript of the gene hapln1b, whose product is annotated as hyaluronan and proteoglycan link protein 1b. The record is from RefSeq and is a predicted model, not a curated record. The transcript is spliced from 5 exons. Gene Ontology annotation, biological process: cell adhesion. Bases 242 to 1312 code for a protein of 356 amino acids. Lineage: Eukaryota; Metazoa; Chordata; Actinopteri; Siluriformes; Pangasiidae. Gene Ontology annotation, molecular function: hyaluronic acid binding.
UGACUGCAGAACCACUACCUGGCACACUCCGCAAGUGCGUCAGCACUCUGAAAUGAAUGAAGAGAAAAAAGGAUCAAUCAGUGUUACUGCAGUGAGAGAGAGAGAGAGAGAGAGAGAGAGAGGGAGAGUGUGUACAAAACCCAUAUCCUUCUAGCUCAGAUGUAUUUGUGACAAUAUCUGCACAUGCAGCUUGCUAUUAGCUAGGACUGUAUACUGUGUAAGAUGUGAAGUAACGGCACUAAUGCAAUAUAGCAAGAUGAACACUCUGUUUCUCCUCACCUUCCUCUACGUGUGCCAUGCAGAGAACUUUGACCAGAAUUAUGAUUUGGCGCCUUACAGGACUAUUUACAUCUCAGAAAAUGGGCCUGGACUGUCUGUUACUACAGAACAAACCAAAGUGGUGACUCACCGGGGGGGCAAUGUAACACUGCCGUGCACAUUUCAAAGGAACCCCGCGUUUGUCCCCAAUCCCAAAAUAAGGAUAAAGUGGACUAAGUUAACAUCAGAUUAUCUGAAAGAAAUUGAUGUUUUUGUAGCUAUGGGUUUCCAUAAGAAGAGCUAUGGUAGUUUCCAUGGCCGUGUGCAUCUACGAGGUGCCAGUGAGAAUGAUGCGUCACUGGUCAUUAGUGAGAUAACCCUGGAGGACUAUGGGAGAUACAAAUGUGAGGUGAUUGAUGGUCUGGAGGAUGGCACAGCAGUGGUGUCCCUCAAUCUGCAAGGUGUAGUUUUCCCAUAUUUCCCACCUCAUGGCCGCUAUAACCUGAACUUCCAAGAUGCUGAGAAAGCCUGUAAAGACCAGGAUGCCAUUGUGGCCUCUUUUGACCAGUUGUAUGACGCUUGGAGGGAAGGGUUAGACUGGUGCAAUGCUGGUUGGCUUAGUGAUGGAUCGGUACAGUACCCAAUCACCAAACCUCGAGAGCCAUGUGGAGGGAAGAAUACUGUCCCUGGCAUAAGGACUUAUGGAAUCCAAGACAAGGAAAAGAACAGAUAUGAUGUCUUCUGUUUCACAUCAAAGUACAAAGGUCGUUUCUAUUACCUUACACCCUCUUUGAAGAUGACAUAUGAUGAAGCAGUGCUGGCUUGUCAAAAGGAUGGUGCUCAGAUUGCUAAGGUGGGACAAAUGUAUGCAGCAUGGAAGCUGCUGGGCUAUGAUCGCUGCGAUGUUGGCUGGCUGGCUGACGGAAGUGUGCGCUACCCCAUUUCACGUCCACGUCGCCGCUGUAGCCCCACAGAGGCUGCUGUGCGCUUCUCCGGUUUCCCAGACAAGAAGCACAAACUCUAUGGGGUCUACUGCUUCAAAGGGUACAACUGAGACAUGAUUAAAUAAAGUUUAAUACAAAAAGGAAGUGUAGAGGAGGAGUCAGCAUGAGUAAAACUGUGACCUUAUUCAAAUACUGUAUUAAGAAGGUAUUUAAGAACACCUUGGGUAUUUGGUGUUUUUGAAGGUUUUGAAAACAUGAUAGCAAAAAACUCUCUUCUCAGAAGUAUGUUUGUUCCAUAAAACACCAAUACCAUAACAUUGUUCUCAGAAAUGAUGCAAAAAAUAUUUUUGGGAGUCUAAAUGGUUAUUUACUCAUACACUAUGUAGCUAUUUACAUUUUAGGAGAGACAAGACUUCCACGUAUCAUAUGAGGAAGUGAGAGUGGAUAACUAAAUAUAGAUUCACAAAAUAUACUAAACAUCGAUAUAGAAUCUCAGUAGUAAUAUGGCAGUAAAGCUUCAAAAUAUCUGACUGAUACGUUUGAGCACAUUGUUAUUCAGUAGUAUUGUACUCAGCUAAUUGAAAUGGUGGAUAAAAUAAACUUUUUUUCUAUAAAGAGAAAGAUCAAACAAGUAAUCAAUCUAGUAUUUAGCCAUUAUUUAAACUGAUCUCUCUCUCUCUCUCUCUCUCUCACAAAUAUAGUUUUUUCACCAUCCUUACAGGGUGCUAAAAGGUAUUAUGUUCUUAGGCUAUGUUUUUAAAAUUUUGUUUAAAAAAAGACAUUUAAUGUGUGGACCAAACUUUAAGUCUUCAUACUAAACAUUAAAUCUUCAUACUGUCAUACUGAAAACCCAAACACUCACAGUGUUCUAUAAUUGAUUUUACAGAAAUAUUACAGUAAUCUAUAAUGGUAUCCCUGUUGUGUAUCAUUUUGAAAUGCCAUAUUUAUACAAUUGACCCCUACAUCUGUACUGUUGUUAUCAAGUAUUUUAGGACAGUGGUCCAUCUACUCAGAGAGUAAGAUGCAAAAAACUACACUGAUCUCAUCAUUAUUUAUUGGUUCAUUCCAAGUGACCAGGAAGAGGUAGCAUUUUUCCUCAAGAUAUUAAACAGCCUACAUCAUUCAGACAUGGAUUUUAUUUAUUGUAGCAUGUUUUUAUGUUCUCUAUUUGUAUUUUAUGAUGUUUUCAAGACAAAAGACAAAACAGUAAACUUGCCUUAUCUGUGUGAUCAAAGAAGAAUUGAGCAAAGACAUCACUGUUUUAUAAUAUAUAAUCUUCAACUUCAAAAAAAAACACCUUCACAGUUUGAGUGGGGGGAACAACACUUCCUUUGAGUUGCACAAGUGGAUGUUUUAAAAUCUCAAGAGGACAACACUGAUGUUUCUGUUGAAAGAACUGUAAUGUAUGGUCCACCAUGUAAGGGAGGAAAAAGAGCACAAGGGUCUGUCCAGUAGCACACAAAAUUUAGAUGUUAAGGUUACUGAAAACUGAAUUGAAAUCUGAAUUUGAGAAUAUUCAAAAAUUUGAAAUAGACAAUAGGUUUUUACUCAAGUUACUCAAGUUUUAGUUCUCUCUUAGGCAACUGUAUCCUACAGAUGCCUUGUUUACAAACUCAAACAUUACUGGUUUUGGAAUAAUUUCGUCCUGGAUUUGUAUAGAUAAAAUGUUAAGAUAAAAUAUUGCAUUUAGGCUUUGAUCUGUGUAAGGAGACCAUUGAACCAGAAAAAAGAGAAAAAUAAAACCAUAAAAGAAAUGAGCAGUAUGGAUUAAAAUUUACUUGGAAUAAGGAGCAAAUAAUAAUUAUUGUAUGAUAUCUAUUUUGUAGCAACAGAGCUGUACUAAAUUAAAGAGAAGUUUCAAAAUAUUGGACUGACAUUUUUGAGCACAUUUCUUGAGAAUCAAGAGGGUGGACAAAUAUAUAUCCACCCUUUCGAUUCUGUUAACGCUGGUGUUAUGGCUGAUCAAUAUGGAUAUACAUCCAUAUUGAUUAGCCAUAACAUUAAAACCACCUGCCUAAUAUUGUGUAGGUCCCCAUUGUGGUGCCAGCUCUGACCCAUUGAGGCGUGGACUCUACAAGAUCUCUGAAGGUGUAAUGUGGUAUCUGGCACCAAGACGUUAGCAGCAUCCUUUAAGUCCUGUAAGUUGUGAGGUGGGGCCUCCAUGGAUUGGACUUGUUUGUUCAGCACAUCCCUCAGAUGCUUGAUCGGAUUUAAAUCUGGGAAGGCCAAGUCAACACCCUGAACUCUUGUCACAUUCCUCAAACCAUUCCUGAACAAUUUUUGCAGUGUGGCAGGGCGCAUUAUCCUGUUGAAAGAGGUCACUGCCAUUAGGGAAUACUAUGACCCUGUCGCCGGUUCACAGUUUGUCCAUCUUUUGGUAGGUACUAACCACUGCAUACUAGGGACACCCUACAAGGCCUGCUGUUUUGGACAUGCUGUGACCCAGCCAUCUAGGCAUCACAAUCUGGCCCUUGUAAAAGUCACUCACAUCCUUACACUUAUGCUUUUCCUGCUUACAACUCAUCACCAUCGAGAACUGACUGUUCACUUGUUGCCUAAUAUAUCCCACCCCUUGACAGGUGCCAUUGUAAUGUUAAUCAAUAUUCUCUUCACCUAUCAGUGGUUUUAAUGUUAUGGCUGAUUUGUAAAAAAAAAAAAAAAAAAAACUA